AUGAACAUCCAUAUGUCAGCCUCUGCACCAUACUAUGCCCAAGCAAAUGGUCAGGUUGAGUCCUCAAACAAAAUUUUGAUAGAGAUCAUUGAAAAAAUGAUCAAAGAUAAACCAAGAAGAUGGCAUGAGACUUUAUUUGAGGCUUUAUGGGCCUAUAGAAAUUCAAAAAGAACAGGCACAGGAAUCACACCAUAUAUGUUAACUUAUGGACAUUAUGCUGUUCUGCCUAUGAAAAUGAAGGUUAAAUCGGCCAGAGUUGCAUUCCAAAAUAAUCUAACUCUGGCUGAUUACACUCAAGCAAUGUUAACAGAGUUGGAAGACUUGGAUGAAGUUAGGUUGGAUGCUUUGGAUCACAUUAUAGCUCACAAAAAGAAGGUAAUGAGGAUCUACAACAAAAGGAUAAAACCAAAGUCUUUUGCUGAAGAGGAUUUAGUGUCGAAAGUUAUUCGGCCAGUGGGUAAGGUUGAUAGAAAAUAUGGGAAGUGGUCCCAUAAAUGGGAAGAGUCAUACUUAAUUCAUGAAGUCCUAAGUGGAGGAGCAUACAAGUUGAAGUAUCUUAGUGGCCGAUUGCAUGAUUACCCCAUUAAUGGCAAAUAUCUCAAGAGGUAUAUGCCAGCAAUCUUUGAAAGGGAAAAUUAA
Molecule: messenger RNA, 639 nt
Organism: Cornus florida
Lineage: Eukaryota; Viridiplantae; Streptophyta; Magnoliopsida; Cornales; Cornaceae
Exons: 1
Coding region: 1-639 (212 amino acids)
Biological process (GO): DNA integration
Molecular function (GO): nucleic acid binding
Source: RefSeq, a predicted model, not a curated record